CCAGCUCGGUCUUUGCCCAUCACCAGCACCAUCUCGGACCACACACCAACUCCACUCUCUCAAAAUGGGUCUCGUCGACGCGAAGAACAAGGUCCCCGAGUAUCAGCGGGCUUACCAGCAUGCCUACAAUGCGCACACGCGCAUCUGGAGGAUCAACCCUCGCAGCCGUAUGCUGCUGACUCCUUACAACAUCCUCCUGUGGGGCACCACCGCUGCUACCAUGUACGCCAUGGGCCGCAGGAUCUUCGGCAAGAACACCUGGUUCAGCGACUAAGGUGCGUCGCUGCGAUUAGGAGGGGUUAUAGAGGGCGGGUCUUGUAUGUGUAUUGCACGGAACGGACUAGAGCGGGAAACGGGGUUCCCUGGGGCUGAUUACAAGAGGAAGAACAACACAGGGUUUGUCUCGAAUGUUUUCUAUGGACGAAUGAAGGAAGUCAGAGAUGCAUAAACCGUGGUCCCUCGUUUUCUCCGACGCCUCCACUGCCACUCCGAAGUCCCUGUCACUGCAGAUCGACGUUCUCUUUCUAAAAGUACAUCACGUGCGGUUUCACUGAUUAUCAUUGCCACCGUUGAGGGCCUAGACGAUGCCGGGCCUCGAUGGUGCCGGUUCCG
Parathielavia appendiculata is the source of this 612-nucleotide messenger RNA. RefSeq lists its product as uncharacterized. The transcript is spliced from 4 exons. The coding region runs from base 65 to 274 and encodes 69 amino acids. Lineage: Eukaryota; Fungi; Ascomycota; Sordariomycetes; Sordariales; Chaetomiaceae. The record is from RefSeq and is a predicted model, not a curated record.